AUGGCUGCAUCCAGGCCGAGCAGCAUGGCCGUGGCAAUGGUGGCGGUCGUGGCCGUGCUCCUGUGCGCGGGCGUGCGGCCGGCGGAGGCGUGCAACGGCCACCCGUGCCCCUCGCCGGCGGGCAAUUGCCCCGUGAACGCGGUGAAGCUGGCGGUGUGCGCGGACGUGCUGGACGGGCUGAUCCACGUGGUGCUGGGGCAGUCGCCGCCCAAGCAGCCGUGCUGCUCCAUCAUCUCCGGCCUGGUGGACCUGGACGCCGCCGCCUGCGUCUGCCUCGCCAUCAACGCCAACGUCCUGGGCAUCAACCUCGACGUCGACGUCGACCUCACGCUCCUGCUCAACUACUGCGACUGCAAGGUGCCCAAGGGCUUCCGUUGCGACUGA
Triticum turgidum subsp. durum (durum wheat) is the source of this 384-nucleotide messenger RNA. Lineage: Eukaryota; Viridiplantae; Streptophyta; Magnoliopsida; Poales; Poaceae. The record is from the annotation of a GenBank genome assembly.